AUGCAGAUUUUUGCCAAGCUGCCGGACGGCGGCACGGAGCCGCCCUCCUGGGCGCUGGUGGAGCUGCAGGGCGACCUCGAGUCGCGGUCGGCCACCUCGCUGGCCGGCCAGCUGAUCGGCGACCUGCACUUCACGCGACAGGGCGCACCCGUGCUCAUCGUCGGCCACCACAUCCUCUGGGGCAAGGUGACCGCCCUCGAGAAGCCGCUGCUGGUCAUGCGCAAACGGGAUGACCUGACGCCUGCCGCGGCAGAAUCAGACGCCAUGGAAACGGAUGCUGAGCCGGAGAGCCGCUACCACGUGCAGGCCAUCGUCCGAAACAAGAUCCUGUUCAAGAGUCGACCCAAACCCAUCAUCGCUAACGUGCCAAAGAAGAUCUGA
This is a messenger RNA of Amphibalanus amphitrite, 381 nucleotides long. RefSeq names its product chromosome transmission fidelity protein 8 homolog. The record is from RefSeq and is a predicted model, not a curated record. Gene Ontology annotation, biological process: mitotic sister chromatid cohesion. Bases 1 to 381 code for a protein of 126 amino acids. NCBI's taxonomy places the organism in Eukaryota, Metazoa, Arthropoda, Thecostraca, Balanomorpha, Balanidae. Gene Ontology annotation, cellular component: Ctf18 RFC-like complex. The transcript has 3 exons.